Messenger RNA from Botrytis cinerea B05.10, 769 nucleotides. It is a transcript of the gene Bctaf10, whose product is annotated as Bctaf10. Gene Ontology annotation, molecular function: promoter-specific chromatin binding; RNA polymerase II general transcription initiation factor activity. Lineage: Eukaryota; Fungi; Ascomycota; Leotiomycetes; Helotiales; Sclerotiniaceae. Bases 58 to 636 code for a protein of 192 amino acids. The transcript has 2 exons. The record is from RefSeq and is a predicted model, not a curated record. Gene Ontology annotation, biological process: transcription initiation at RNA polymerase II promoter. Gene Ontology annotation, cellular component: SAGA complex; transcription factor TFIID complex; nucleus.
GGUGUCGCGACUUCGCAGCCAUUACAGGAUAGUCAAAUUCUAUCCAGAAAAAUAAUUAUGGCUGCACCAUCUCCAGAUCCCGCUAUGGACCUCGUUCCUAUCAAGCAAGAAGAAGAUACGGCUGAAAAUGACGCUCCAGCGCAAGAACCCAAGCUUCCAACCAAAAAAGAUAUCUCACUCAAAGAGUUUCUUGGGAAGAUGGAUGAUUAUGCUCCAAUUAUUCCUGAUGCAGUGACAAACUAUUACCUCACAAAAGCUGGUCUUCCACCCCCACCGCAAACAGAUGCGCGUUUGGCUCGUCUGCUUGCGCUUGCGACUCAGAAGUUCAUCGCCGAUAUUGCAGCCGAUGCUUAUCAAUAUUCCCGCAUUAGGUCUUCCAAUUCCUCAAGUGCCAACAAUCCUAUGGGAAACCUGGGCGCUGCCGCUGGCUUCCCAAUUCCAGGUCAGCAACCAGCUGGCGCCACUGGAGGAAAGGAUCAGCAGGGACGUGGAGGACCUCUUGGUAUCCAAAGACCUGGAUUCGGUGGUGGUGGGCAAGGAGGUAGUCAAAACCGAACGAUUCUCACCAUGGAAGAUUUGGGUAUGGCCGUCGGGGAAUAUGGCGUGAAUGUAAAACGCGGGGAGUUCUAUCGUUAAACUCGCAACAUUAUAAGGUAUAAUUUGGGAAGGGUUUGGGGGAUUCAAUGGCGUUACAAUUCACAAGGAGUUUUGAAGGGUAUGGAGAACGACCCAUCACGAAAUUGUAUAACGGUUCUAUAUUCCAGGUACA